Messenger RNA from Saccostrea cuccullata (small rock oyster), 4197 nucleotides. RefSeq names its product sodium bicarbonate cotransporter 3-like. The record is from RefSeq and is a predicted model, not a curated record. Gene Ontology annotation, molecular function: sodium:bicarbonate symporter activity; solute:inorganic anion antiporter activity; monoatomic anion transmembrane transporter activity. NCBI's taxonomy places the organism in Eukaryota, Metazoa, Mollusca, Bivalvia, Ostreida, Ostreidae. Gene Ontology annotation, biological process: bicarbonate transport; monoatomic anion transport; transmembrane transport. Gene Ontology annotation, cellular component: plasma membrane.
AGAAUGGUUUAAUGAAUCAUUACAGGAUUAAAGUCCAGACAGAUGGCUUUGUGAGCUUGUCUUGACUUAACUGUACUCUGGAAUGGACAGCCAGGACUGGCCACUGCGAGAUCAUGGAUCCUCAGCCAAACUGUACAAUCCAACAGAAUCCGACAUCCAAGAUCAUAGAUCUCAUUCCACAGUUUUCAUUGGUCUGCAUUUACCCAAACAUGGACAUAAACACAAACGCAGAAAGCACCAUAGAACGAAAGGGGACAGAACUCUAAAUGAACAGGCCAACAAAGAUGAAGUCACCCACCCUGCCCAGCGGGUUCAGUUCUUGUUGGGGGAGGAAGAGGAUGAAGAACACAAAGCCCACGAUUUGUUCUGUGAAAUGGAGGAACUCUUCUAUAAUGGAGAUCAAAUGGAGUGGAAGGAAUCUGCUAGGUGGAUAAAGUUUGAAGAGGAUGUGGAGGAGGGGGGAGAGAGGUGGUCCAAGCCCCACGUAGCCACCCUGUCUCUCCACUCUCUGUUUGAACUCCGCUGUAACAUCCUCAAUGGAACCGUCAUGCUGGAUGUGGAGGCUUUUGACCUAACAUCUUUAGUGGAACUGGUUAUAGACAAAGCGGUAGCAGCUAAACAGCUGGAAGAACCUCUGAAAGACCGAGUCAGGGAAGUUCUGCUGCUCCGCCAUCGACACCAGAAUCAAAAACGGGUGACGGAAAAUGGAGGGAAUAAACUCAUGCUUCCCAGCAUCAGGUCCUUUGCUGAAAUCGGAAAGAAAGCCUCUGUAGCAAAGGGUAUUGGGAAUUUAGGUGAUGAGAGAGAUUUAUCCAUUAAAAAUGAUCGACUAUUGUCUGCGAAAAGUACCCCAAAUUUCCAUCAUCUUAUGGCCCAGGAGAAACCAAAGACCAGAUUAGAUGCCCACCCUACAUAUGCUGGAUCACUAGCUUCUUCUAGCAGUACAUCUGACCUACAACGAGAAAAACAGAUAAAGAAUUUACAUUUUAUGAAGAAGAUACCCCCUGGAGCGGAGGCUGCUAACAUUCUGGUGGGGGAGGUAGACUUUCUGACCUACCCUGUGGUGGCGUUUGUCCGGCUUCUUCGCCCCUACAUCAUGCCCGACCUCACGGAGGUGCCAGUCCCCACCAAGUUUGUCUUCUUCAUGCUCGGACCCAUGGGUAAUCAGAGUAAAUACCAUGAGAUUGGGAGAGCCAUCGCCACACUCAUGUCAGAUGAGGUGUUCCAUGACGUGGCGUACCAUGCCAGGAACAGAGACGACUUGUUGGCUGGAAUUGACGAGUUCCUGGAUCAGGUCACAGUUCUCCCCCCUGGGGAGUGGGACCCCAGUUUUAAACAGAUCCCAUCGCAAUUCCGUAAAAACUUUAUGUUCUUUGGUAAAGUAGUGGAGUUUGAUGUAGAGGAGCCAGGACAUAACGAUCCAAGUCUUAGGAGAACUGGAAGGUUUUGCGGCGGUCUGUUUGACGACAUCAGACGUAGACUCCCCUGGUACGUCUCUGACCUCCGUGACUCCCUCCACAUCCAGUGUUUCGCCUCCUUCGUCUUCCUCUACUUCGCCAGUCUGACGCCAAUCAUCACAUUUGGAACGUUCUUAGCAGACGAAACAGAUAAUCAGAUGGGGGCUCUGGAGAGUAUAUUUGCAGCAGCUUUGUGUGGAGUAAUUUAUGCUCUGACUGCGGCUCAGCCAUUAGCCAUACUGGGAUUUACGGGACCGGUGCUGGUGUUUGAAAAAAUCCUCUAUGACUUAUGCAGUGAAAACGACUGGAACUAUUUAGAAUUCCGUUUCUGGAUCGGGAUGUGGAUUGCGGCCAUUUUGUAUUUCAUUGUGGUUUUUGACCUAUCUGCACUUGUGCAGUAUGUGACACGAUUUACAGAGGAAGGCUUUGCACUUCUGAUUUCCCUCAUCUUUGUCGUUGAAGCGUUUGAAAAGUUAUUCCAUGUGAUGAAAAAGCAUCCUAUUCAUUUUGGUGAUUCGCCAACAGAAGGGGAAUGUAGCAGUUUCUGUGCUUCUCCAUAUUCUUCUAACAAUCAGACUAAUAAUAGUGUAAAUAUAUGGACGAGGAAUGUUACAGAGAAUGAUACAGACGAAUGGUCCAGUAAAAGUCUACGAGACUGUGUUAUAGAUGGAGGAAAUUGGACGUCGUCUCCCGUGGAUAUACACACACGGGAGCCGGAAGUAUUCUUCAUGUCUGUGAUAUUGUUUGCCGGAACAUUUGCCAUUGCCAUGACUUUAAAAGGAAUGAAAACAAAACGAAUGUUUCCUAAUAUGGUGAAGCAAUUCCUGAGUGAUUUUUGUGUAAUCAUUGCCAUUGUUAUUAUGGUAGUUGUCGACAUAGUAUUUGCAGUCCACACCCCGAAACUACGAGUCCCAUCAGAAUUUAGGCCUACAGAUGCUAAGAGAUCCUGGAUCGUGGAUCCAGUAGAACAUAAUCCUUGGUGGCUGGCCUUUGCUGCCAUACUUCCUGCCCUGUUGGCCACAAUCCUGUUGUUCAUGGACCAACAAAUCACACUCGUCAUUAUCAACAGAAAGGAGAACAAGUUAGUGAAGGGACAUGGAUACCACUUAGACUUGUUCUUGGUGGCUACUUUGGUGGUUGUCUGCUCCAUUCUGGGGUUACCAUGGUACGUCACGGAGACAGUCCUAUCCAUUACACAUGUGAUGUCACUGAAGAGGGAAUCAGAGUGUUCAGCUCCUGGGGAGAGUCCAAAGUUCCUGGGGGUCUGGGAACAAAGAGGAACUGGUAUAGCCAUCAGUGUCAUGAUUGGAGCAUCUGUACUCCUGACAGAAGUUUUAAAAUACAUCCCUAUGCCAGUUUUAUACGGUGUAUUCCUCUAUAUGGGUGUCUCGUCGUUACACGGAAUGCAGAUUGUGAACCGUAUCAGUAUCUGGCUGAUGCCCCAGAAGUACCAGCCGGACUAUACGUACCUCCGACACGUCCCCACCCGGAGGGUCCACCUCUUCACCCUCAUACAGGUCCUCUGUCUCAUCAUCCUCUGGAUCAUCAAAAGCAUCAAGAAAACAUCCAUUGCUUUCCCUAUCAUGGUGCUUGGUAUGUGUUUUAUCCGCAAGGGUUUGGACAGAAUUUUUACUCAGGAAGAAUUGAAAUGGCUGGAUGAUAUAAUGCCUGAAGUCAAUAAACGAGCCAAAGAGGAUGAGCUGAAACGUCAAGACAAAGAGGAGGUUCAUAAAGGCUCUCAGGUGCUGGACAGUUCUGGUACAGUGCAGGUGCCCUUGAUUAGUGGUAAUGUCAUCAAUAUACCUGUGGAACGAAUCACCGUUACGACAGAACCAGAUAUCAACAUCUCAGAGGAAAUGUCAAAAUCAAACAUCUGGAAAACAAUAGUAGCCAACGAGUCCAGCAACAGUCUGACCAAGCUUGAAGCCUCCUCCCAGAAAAAGAAGAACAAGAACAGGAGGAAUGGGAAGAAAAUGUCCCCCCUGGCUGGGAGCCCCCCUGAGGAGAAGGAGUUAUCCGUACAUAUAAAGGAGCCCCUCUUAAAGGAAUCUCAGCCACAGACCAAUAAAAAGCCUUCUCCGUUGUUUUACAUCGCCGAGGAUGAGACAGACAAGUUACUGGAACCUAAAAACAAGGGCGUGUCAACUUCAGACGUGUAGAUCAAAGUCAAAGGAAAUGCAAGGAUGUGUAAAGGUCAAGUUCACAGGAAACACAAGGGGUCAGAUACAGAUGUAAUGAUCAAGGUCACAGGAACACCAGGACUUGUCUGCUACAUAUGCUUAGGUCAAGGUCAAAGGGAGUUUUAUUUUGAUUAAGCUAGAAUUUAUCUAGAUAAAAAAAAACAUUGUGGAUUUCUGGUUAUUUAUAAAAAGCAUAGUAUUAUUACCGGUACGUGUAAUAUUUUUCUUUAUGAUUUAGAUGAAAUUUUUACUGUUUUAAUUACAACUAUCAAAAUGAAAUUAUGUGAUGGUGAAAUUACCAGCUCCUAGCUCAUGACUACAACAGAUACUGUAAGGAACUUUUAUCUUCUUGCCAUUCAAUACCAGACCUUUUGAAAAUAAGGUAUAGGGCAUCCUGAGCAAUCAGCUUAUUUUUUUAAUUUGUAGAGAAGAAUCAGUAGAAAUACAUGUAUAUUUCAUUAUUUUGCUAUAGUUGCCAUUAAUUCCUGAUAAAAUGUGACUGUGUGAAAGACAUACUGUGUGUAUUUGGUGAGAGAAUAUAUGUUUGUUUACUUUAGCUU